Guyanagaster necrorhizus is the source of this 579-nucleotide messenger RNA. RefSeq lists its product as uncharacterized. The record is from RefSeq and is a predicted model, not a curated record. The coding region runs from base 1 to 579 and encodes 192 amino acids. NCBI's taxonomy places the organism in Eukaryota, Fungi, Basidiomycota, Agaricomycetes, Agaricales, Physalacriaceae. The transcript is spliced from 2 exons.
AUGGAGACUCCACUAAAUGAGCGGGAUAAGAUCCUGUUUGCUUGUGAAGGAGAGAUUUUGGAUAACCAUUUGGGGGUCGUCGAACAAGUUACAGCCUGGAGGAACGAGAUCGAUACCCUAACGAGCGACACGCCGCCUAUCCAUCCAUUCGAUGUGCACAGGCAUACACUCUCGAUCUCGAAUGAUAAUCCAUAUGUUCCGGACGAGGCUCCAGAUGAUGCGCCGAUCCUCGACCCUAACGUCUGGGUGAGAUGGUACCUGCCCCGUGGCAAGCAGCGCAACGAUGAUAGGAAGGCGUCGGAGGAACGAACGGCGCUCUGGCGCACCAUACACCAUGACCCAUACGACGAGCCCAAUGACUGGGCGGACUUCAUGCGUGGCAAGACGGACAAGAAGACUCAGCACCAUCGCGCCGGUCGCGAUGAACCAACCAAAUCCAUAUACGACAAUACGGCAUCGGUCAGCCCAUCGGGGUUGACAACGAUGAUGCCAAACCGUUCCCACCCUCUGCCUCAGCUUCAUCACGAGCACCAGGCAGAUCCACUCUCUCUGACAUUGAAGGAUCCCUCUCCACCUUGA